Molecule: messenger RNA, 3464 nt
Organism: Daktulosphaira vitifoliae (grape phylloxera)
Lineage: Eukaryota; Metazoa; Arthropoda; Insecta; Hemiptera; Phylloxeridae
Product: protein argonaute-2-like
Exons: 19
Coding region: 222-3401 (1059 amino acids)
Molecular function (GO): RNA binding; protein binding
Source: RefSeq, a predicted model, not a curated record
CGUAAGGUAUUCUGAAACGUAAUUCAUAAUUGAAUUGACUUUUUCAGUACGGAGUUGUAAGUUUUUAUUUUAAUUAUUUUAUUCUAUUUGUAUUGUUAAGUCUACUGGAAGACCUAAGAAUAUUUUGUAUUAUUUAAUAAAAAUCAGAUUUAUAAAACUGAAAGUGUAGUAAAGAAUUUUCGCCAAUUUGUAGAAUUUAAUAAUUAAAUUUUGUUUACAAAAUGGAUUCAAACAAACGCCAAAAGUCAAGUGACACGGGUAGAAAUGGCAGAAGAAAAAAAAAUCCAAAAAAUAACCGUCAGGGAGAUGAAAGAACUUCUGAAAACCAAACACAAGAACCACAAAAUUCAAGUAAAAGUUACCAAUCUCAUUCAAGAUCUAUAAAACCUAUAUCACAAUGUCUUCAAGGUUCUUCAAAACAAAGUAGUAUUGAACAUGAAAAAAUACUUUAUGUCCAACAAAAAAACCAGAAUCCUCAAUUUAAUCCAUCUAAGCAACUUCUUAAACCACAAAAUAUUCCAGAUGAGCCACUAAAAGAAAAAAGUAAAGAUGAUUUAACAAAAUCACAACAGUCUGAAUUUCCAAGCUUAGAAGAGAACUCAUCUUCUUUACACAAAAAAGAACAAAUAUCUAAGCACAAACAACAAAAAACCUUAAUUACUAAUGAUUCUUUACAUAAAAACCCACCCCGUGAUCCAGAUAUUAAAAAAAGUGCACCAAAAAUAUCACUUCAAAACCCUUCAAAUUCACUGAAUUAUUCUCAAAAGAAAAAUAAAAAACAGACACCAAUACAUCAGAACCCAAUUGAUAAUGCUUCAAAAAAAGAAUCUUAUCCCCAAAAAAGUACCAAAUGCAAUAUUGUACAAAAAUUAUCAGUUCAACCACCAACACAAUUUAAUCAACAAUUAGAAGUUAUGAAGUCUCAGUUAGAUAUACCUAAAAGAAAAAAUACUAAAAUAGGUGGAACUUUAGGAAGAAAAACUGAUAUAGAUGUCAAUCAUUUACCAAUGAAUUUGCAAAAGUUAUUUAAAAAAGAAGUCCAUCAUUAUGAUGUACAGUUUAAUCCUGAUGUUCCAAAAAAAUUGUUGAGAACUGCUUUUGAAGAAUUUAACCAUAAACAUUAUCCUAAUGAUUUAAUUGCAUUUGAUGGACGCAAGAAUAUGUACUCUAUAAGAAAACUUCCUAAUGUAGCAGAUGUUAUAUCUGUCAUGAAUGAAGAAAAUAACAGAAUGAUUGAGUUUAAUAUUUCAACAUCCUGUGUUAAUGUCAUACAAAUGAUUAAAAUUGAAGAGUUUCUGAAAAAUGGAUCAUCAAAUUCUCCUCCACAAGAAGCUUUACAAGUAUUAGAUAUAGUUUUAAAAAACAGACCAUUUUCCUUAAGAUUUGUAAAUGCUGGAAGAUCAUUUUUUCCUUUACCACGGCAAAUUCCUACAGAUCUUGGCGAAGGAAUGGAAAUGUGGAAAGGAUUUUUUCAAAGUCCUGUUAUUGGUUGGAAACCUUACUUAAAUAUAGAUGUUGCUCAUAAAGGAUUUCCAAAAUACCAAAAAUUAACUGAAUAUAUUUAUUAUGAUCUAAAAUGCAAUCUCAAUACAGAGAUGGAUAGUAGAAAUUUAAAAAAUUUAGCAUCUUAUGUGAAAGGAUUAAAAGUUGAUUUUUUAAUACCAAAUCAGCCUAACACAAGACGAUCAUUUAAAGUGAACAAUUUAUUUGAUACUGCUGCUAAAUUUUUCUUUGAAAUAGAAGGUCCUAAUGGAAUUACACAAUCUUUAAAUGUCGUACAAUAUUUUGAAAGAGUGCGCAACUAUAAAAUCAUAUAUCCGAAUUUACCAUGUUUGCAUGUUGGUAGUCCAGCCAAAAAAACUGCUAUUCCAAUAGAGUUAUGUACUGUUCAAAGAGGGCAGAUUCGUAUGAAAAAAUUGACAGAAAUGCAAACGUCUAAUAUGGUUAAAAAUGCUGCUCGUCCACCAUCAGAUCGUCGUAAUAAUAUUGAAAAUUCUAUUAAAGAAAUAAAUUAUAAUGCCGAUCCAGUCUUAAAAGAAUUUGGCAUAGAGAUUCAAGAAAGUUUUGCUAAUAUACCAGCUAGAGUGUUAGAUCAGCCAGUAUUGUCAUAUCAGGAUCAGAGGGAAAUUAAACCUCGUCUUGGUGUAUGGAGAGCAGAUAAGUUUCUAGAAGCCAUCAAGUUGAGCAAAUGGGUUGUACUAAACUUAGAUGUACGCACUAAUGUUCAAAAAAUAAAAGAUUUUGAAAGAGACUUAAUUAGAUCUGGUCGAGAUUUAAAUGUUAAUGUUAGUCCAAUGAAUCCAAUAUACAACAUGCCUGUUCAAAGAAAUUGGAGACUAAAUGAAAUUGAAAGAGAAAUUAAAAAAUUUUUUACCUCUCAAAAACAGAUCAAUAUGGAAUUAAUUGUAGUAAUUAUCCCUGAUUCACCUUUAGGAAUUUAUGCAACUGUAAAGCAGCAAUCAGAACUUCAAGUUGGGGUACUCACUCAAUGCAUUAAGUCUAAAACUAUGUAUAAAAUGAACCCUGCUACAGCAGGAAAUAUAUUAUUGAAAAUCAAUUCAAAAUUAAAUGGAGUAAAUCAUACAUUAGCAGUUCGAUGCUGUCCAAAAACAAUGGAAGGUGCAAUCAUUUUUGGUGCUGAUGUCACUCAUCCGUCACCAGAUCAAACUGCAAUACCUUCUGUUGCAGCCGUAGCUGCCAGUCAUGAUGUUAAAGCAUUUCAGUAUAACAUGGAAUGGCGUUUGCAGUCACCAAAAGUUGAAAUCAUUCAAGAUCUUGAAGACAUUAUACACAUACAACUAUCAAAAUUUAGAGAAAAAACUAAAUCAAUUCCCAAUAAAAUUUUGUUUUUUAGAGAUGGUGUCAGUGAAGGGCAAUUUAUGCAAGUGUUAAAUGAUGAAUUAAUGGCUAUUCGUAGAGCCUGUAUGAGAUUGAAUCCAAAUUAUAAGCCAGCUAUAACAUUUGUUGUUGUACAAAAACGCCAUCAUACCAGAUUUUUCCCUAAAAAUAAAUUGGAUAUGGAUGGUAAAUUUGGAAAUGUUCCAUCUGGAACAAUUGUUGACACCCAUAUAACACAUCCAACUGAACUUGAUUUUUAUCUUUGUAGUCAUGCUAGUAUUCAAGGUACUUCUAGACCAACUAAAUAUCAUUUAUUAUGGGAUGAUAAUAAUCUCUCUGAGGAUCAGUUAGAGCAACUAACAUUUUAUUUGUGUUUUAUGUUUGCUCGAUGUACUCGAUCUGUAUCUUAUCCAGCUCCUACAUAUUAUGCUCAUUUAGCUGCAUUUAGAGCUCGUGCUUACAUUGAAAAUAAAAGAAUUAACUUAAACCGUUUGGACGAAGAGCAGGCAAAUAACAUGUUAAACCAUUCAUUUUGUGUGAAUACGCCAAUGUUUUUUGUUUAAUAAUAUUAAAGCAUUAUUAAUAUAAUAACAUAAAUAUAAGUACUAAUACAUUUUUAUAACAUA